This is a messenger RNA of Lathyrus oleraceus (garden pea), 1401 nucleotides long. RefSeq lists its product as uncharacterized. The transcript has 5 exons. NCBI's taxonomy places the organism in Eukaryota, Viridiplantae, Streptophyta, Magnoliopsida, Fabales, Fabaceae. The coding region runs from base 1 to 1401 and encodes 466 amino acids. The record is from RefSeq and is a predicted model, not a curated record. Gene Ontology annotation, molecular function: nucleic acid binding.
AUGGUUGAAUUUCCAAUUGUUCGUGAUUUUCCUAAAGUGUUUCCUGAUGAGGUUAGCGAUUUACUGCCUAAACAUGAAGUUGAGUUCACGAUGGAUUUGAUUCCUGGUACUAGUCCGGUAUUGAUGGCUCUCUAUCAGAUGUCACAAUCUGAGUUGAAAGAGUUGAAGAGUCAGCUAGAGGAUUUGCUUGAUAAGAGGUUUAUUCGUCCGAGUGUGUCACCGUGUGGUGCACCUGCCUUGUUUGUUAAGAAGAAAGAAGGCUUUUCUAAGUUAUCUUUUUCAUUAACACAGUUGACUAGGAAAGGUCAAGCUUUCAUUUGGACUGUAGAGUGUAAAGCUAGUUUUCAAGAGCUGAAGAGGAGAUUGACUAUUGCUUCUGUUUUGAUUUUACGGAAUCCAUCAGAACCAUUUAUUGUGUAUUGUGAUGCUUCUUUGAUGGGGUUAGGAGUCGACGCUUUGAGUAGGAAAUCUUUGCAUAUGUCGAUGUUGAUGGUGCGAGAAUUGGAUUUGCUUGAACAAUUUCGAGAUAUGAGUUUGGUUUAUGAAGAGACUUAUUUUGGAGUGAAGCUUGGUAUGUUGAAGCUUACUAGUGGAAUUUUGGAUGAGAUUCGAGAAGGUCAGAAAUCUGAUUUGGUUUUGGUAGAUCGAUUGACGUUGAUCAAUCAAGGUAAAGGUGGUGAUUUUCGGAUUGAUGAGAAUGGUAUCAUGAGGUGUCAUGAUAGAAAAUCGAAAAUUGGGCAUCAAAAGUUGUCUGGUUUGUUACAACCGUUAUCUAUUCCUGAAUGGAAAUGGGAUAGUAUUUCUAUGGAUUUUGUUUCUGGUUUACCUAAGACUUCGAGUAAUUGUGAAGUUAUUUGGGUUAUUGUGAACAGGUUGACGAAAUUUUCUCACUUUAUUCCAAUUAGAAUGGAUUAUCCAAUGGAGAGGCUUGCAAAGCUGUAUAUUGAGAAAAUUGCCAGUUUGUAUGGUAUUCCGUAUAGCAUUGUGUCAGAUAGGGAUGUGAGGUUUACUCCGGUAACGGGUGUUGGUAGAGCAUUGAUGUCGCAUAAGUUGAUGACGUGUUUUAUUGGUCCGUAUCAAAUUUCCGAGAAAGUCGGUGAUGUGGCUUAUCGGAUUACGUUGCCUUCGUCACUUGCUAAUCUCCAUGAUGUGUUUCACGUGUCUCAAUUGAGGAGAUACAUUGCGGAUCCUUCACAUGUUUUCCAAUUAGAUGAUGUUGAGGUUAGAGAUAAUUUGACCGUGGAGACAUUACCUAUGCGGACAGAAGAUAGAGUGGUAAAACAACUCUAUGGGAAAGAGAUCGCUUUGGUGAAAGUUGUUUGGGGAGGACUGGCUGGUGGAAAUGUGACGUGGGAGCUUGAGAGUCAGAUAAGGGAUUCAUAUCCCGAGUUGUUUGCUUGA